Molecule: messenger RNA, 1074 nt
Organism: Lathyrus oleraceus (garden pea)
Lineage: Eukaryota; Viridiplantae; Streptophyta; Magnoliopsida; Fabales; Fabaceae
Product: cysteine proteinase inhibitor 12
Exons: 4
Coding region: 189-893 (234 amino acids)
Molecular function (GO): cysteine-type endopeptidase inhibitor activity
Source: RefSeq, a predicted model, not a curated record
UAGAUUUGUUUGUGGGCUGGAUUUCCUUCUUUAACAACAGGUUAACAAAUUUACAGUUACUUCCAAUUAAGAAACCAAACCAACAUCCCAAACAAAAAAGAACUAGAAAACACAACAAAUAAAAACUAACAUUCAAAUCACAAAGCCAAAAUAACAAGCGAUUCCUUGUUUCAGAGUGAGAAUAGUGAAUGAAGACGAUGAAGUUCCACGUGAUCUUCGUUGCCAUUUUUCUUACACUUUUUUGUCUUUAUGACUUAGUUUUGUGCACGCAACAUGAUAUCAACAACAUCAGGAUCAACAAAAUGGGAGCAGGCGAGAAAUCUCCCAAUGAUUUUGCAGAAAUCGAAAGCCUCGCUCGUUUCGCUGUACAACAACAUAACAACAAAGAGAAUGCGUUUCUUGAAUAUGUUACGGUGUUGAAAGCCAAAGAACAGGUUGUAGCAGGUAAAGUAUAUUCUCUUACCCUGGAAGCAGUUGAUGCAGGAAAGAGGAGGAUAUAUGAAGCCAAAAUUUGGGUGAAGCCAUGGAUGAAUUUCAAGCAGUUGCAAGAAUUCAAACUUGCUCGUGUCAUCUCUCCCUUUAUGAGUUCUGAUCUCGGUGUUAAGCAAGAGGGACACAAAUUAGGAUGGUAUGAAGUUCCAAAUCACGAUCCCAAUGUCAAAGAUGCUGCUAAUUAUGCUGUGAAAUCCAUUACACGGAGGUCCAACUCUCUGUCUCCGUAUAAACUCCAGGACAUUGUUCAAGCCAAAACCAAGGUCAUUGAAGACCAUGUCAAGUUCGACUUGCUUCUGAAGGUAAGCAGGGGAGUCAAAGAAGAAAGGUUAAGGGUUGAGGUAGAUAAAAAACAAGGAGGAAGGUUUUAUAUGAACUGGAUGGAACAAGAUCACUCUUGAAUGAAUUGGUCAUCUUUAGAUUAAUUGAUGUAAGUGGAGUGAUGUUCAUGUGUUCUGUGCAUAAUUGUAUAGAUGUAAAUGAUUACAAUAUAAUACGUAUACGGACAAAUUGAGAUGCAUAUGUAAUAAUGUAACUUGCCUUUCAUAUGUUAUCAAUAAUUAGAUAUUAAUCUAUAGUCAA